AUGGGAUCUAAUUAUUGGGGAUCUCUUGGAUUGGGAGGCAAUGACCAUCAGAGCGAACCGCAAGUGAUCCCAGAGUUGUGUCACCAGAAUAUUCAGCGCUUUCUUACGGCACAUCAAUUGGUUUUGGCUAUAAAUGACAGGAACUUCCAAAAGGAUGAGUCGGAUUCAAGGGUUGUGAUCAAAACAUUGGCUAAAUUGACCGCAGAAUUGGAUAAUUCACUGAAAGUAAACUCAGAAUAUGUGGUCAAAUGUAUGGGUUCGUGGGUCGACAGCACUACUUAUUACAUUCAAAUGGAGUUGUGUUCCGAUAGUCUACAGAAUAUUCUUAGACUUAAACCACAAGUAUUUGGUCGACAACCGGGAGAAUCCAUGAAUUCAAUCGAGUUUUACAUUUCGCGUCAAAUAUUCAAAGAGAUCUUAGAGUGCGUCCAAUAUUUGCAUGAAUUGAAUCCACAGAUCAUUCACAGAGACCUCAAACCCGACAAUAUUUUGGUGGCCAGGGAUGUCAAGAAUGGCAGGUUUCUUAAAUUAUGUGACUUUGGUUUGUCGACAGUACACGACCGGGACUUCUAUACAAUGACUGGUACGCAAAGCGGGGCUCCUGAAUAUCAGGCACCGGAAGUCACAAGUGGUAGGUAUGACCACAGGAUAGACAUCUAUAGUCUGUUUAAAAUCGGCGAAAAACUAUUUGAUUUCAAUUUGAAUGAUAAUACUCCGCAAUCGUAUUCAUCAGAUAAUGAAGAGUUAAACAAAUGUGUCAUUAAAUUACGGGAAGUAUUGGUUUCGAUGGCUUUGUAUCCCAAUUGGGAGGACAGACCCGAGUAAUCGUGGGUUCACAGCACGAACUAUUACAUAAAAAUGGAGUUAUGUUCUGAUAAUCUACAGAAUAUUCUUAGACUUAAACCACAAGUAUUUGGUCGACAAGCGGGAGAACCCAUGAAUUCAAUCGAGUUUUACAUUUCGUGUCAAAUAUUCAAAGAGAUCUUAGAGUGCGUCCAAUAUUUGCAUGAAUUGGAUCCACAGAUAAUUCAUCGGGAUCUUAAACCCGACAAUAUAUUGGUGGCCCGGGAUGUGAAGGACGGCCGCUAUUUUAAAUUAUGUGACUUUGGUUUGUCGACAGUACACGACCGGGACUUCUAUGACAACGACCGGUAG
Oppiella nova is the source of this 1155-nucleotide messenger RNA. The record is from the annotation of a GenBank genome assembly. NCBI's taxonomy places the organism in Eukaryota, Metazoa, Arthropoda, Arachnida, Sarcoptiformes, Oppiidae.